This is a messenger RNA of Mus musculus (house mouse), 3582 nucleotides long. It is a transcript of the gene Zfp326, whose product is annotated as zinc finger protein 326. Gene Ontology annotation, molecular function: DNA binding. The record is from RefSeq and is a predicted model, not a curated record. Gene Ontology annotation, cellular component: nuclear matrix; nucleus. Lineage: Eukaryota; Metazoa; Chordata; Mammalia; Rodentia; Muridae. The coding region runs from base 1884 to 3008 and encodes 374 amino acids. The transcript has 10 exons.
UUUACCGCCUCAAGAUGGCCGUGUGGCUUUGUUCUGUGGGCCGCGCAGCGACCGCGGGCCCGGCCCGGAGCCCUGUGGUCCGGGAGCCCCACGUGGGGGUGCGGCCGGCCCGGGGCCCUGCUGUCUAGGGGGUCGGCCUAGCUGCGAGCCUCGGGGCCUCGUCCGCGGCCGCCUGCAACUUCCUGGCCUCGCCGAGCGGCGACCGGGCCCACGGGGCCCACGGGGCCCUCGGGGCAGCGACCCGGUGGCGGGUGGAGCCGGUCCUCACCGUGUCGCCCCGGGCUCUGGAAUCUUGCUCGACACAGGCUGCCUCGGGCUCGUGCGAUGCUUCUCCGUGUGAGAGGAGUAUAAAGGGCGUCUCUAGGCGUUCCAUCGAGAUGGGCUUCGGUUCCCCCAGAACCAGAAUCUGCAAGUUAUUACCACGUAGCCGACCGAGCUGUCUAAUAUCUCACCCAGGUUACCUGCUAGUGAAUACCGCGUCUGAAACAGCUCCGUGACCCAGUGCAUUAUCAUUAUUAUUUUUGUUUUUAGGGGUGGUAGUGGUGGGGCUUGUGUAUGAAUGCUACCUAAGUUAGAAUUCUGGCACAGCAAGCCCCAGAUGCCCUUCACGUUCAGCUAGAUCGGUGCACAGCAGCCCGUGUUGGACUUGCUGGUUAAAUAAACCGAAUUGUAACGUUGCUUUUCAGCUUUCCCUGGCCGUGAAGUACAGUUAAUUUGGUAUCUUCAAACCUUGCUCAACUUUUAUAGGAAUCAGUGUCAAGAUAAAGUGAUCAACAGUAGUGAUAGUGUUAGGGAGCCGAGGAACAGUUUGUAGGAUUAAACUGGGUGUAAUCUCGAGGAACUAGGUAUUUCUAAAUAAAACCGGUUCAUUUCUUGUGAAGGAAGCCUCUGCCUCCACCAGAAAUGGGCUUUGACAUUGAAUGAGGUGUGCUUUUUUGGCGUAGGUCGUAUUGCAUGAGCUUUUGAUUUUUGAUUUGCUACAAGAGGUUGAGGCUGUCAAGUGUAAAUAUAGGAAAAAGAAUCACCCUUUUCGGAGUACUUUUCGGUUGCUUUGAAAUAUAGUUCAGCUCUUCAGGAUAGCAUACCGUCCUGCUUGUGCUUCGGGGUUGGACAGUGACUCAUUCUGAUAUAGGUGACUCUAAAUUACUACUAUGUGCACUAGUCAGAGUUGACAUUGAAGAGAAAAAGUAUGUUUUAGACCAAAGUUUGAUGACACUACCAACCUAUGUGGUGUGCCAGAAGUUAACCUUGUAGUGUGUGCAGAGUGGGAGGAGUCAGUCAGUAAGGAAAUCCAUUUUCUGUAGAGGAUUGAAAAAUAGCGGUCAGAUUUGGAGUAUUUGCUUUCAUUAUACUUAUGAUAAAAAUAAUGAACAAUGUUAGAGAUAAAUAAUCUCUUAACAGCCCAUCCGUAGCCACCAAUGCUGCAGUUGGGCUGUAGAUUUGAGUGUAUCUGACUCUGAUCCUGUCAUGUGCCAGGGUUCAGUUAUAUCUAGAAGCUCCAUAUUCAAUUCCGUUCUUCCAGUCUUUAUUUGUAGAGUUAAAUAAAGGCUUUAACAUUAUGCCUGGAUGGAUACAGCCCACGCUCAUACAUAUAUGCAUAUGUGUUUUUUAGACAGGCUUCUAAAGUAUUUAGAGAGAACAGAUGAAGUGGUAAAACAAAUACUGACCUUGAAACAUUUGUAUUCCACAAGACCAAGUUUCACAUCCAUCACCGUUUUUGAAAAAUCGUUUUACCUUUGCUUUGUAUUACGUGCACUCUACUUGCAGGGGUGCUUACCAGGACUUUAACGGAAUGGAUCGUGAUUAUGGCCCUGGAUCUUACGGAGGUCUGGCAUUCAAGGAUAUUUAUCUAAAAAUUCUUCUUUUGAGUGCCAGUAAAGCAUAUGGGUGAUUUUGGAAGCUUCCAUAGACCUGGAAUUAUUGUUGACUAUCAAAACAAACCUGCCAAUGUGACGAUUGCUACUGCAAGAGGAAUAAAAAGAAAAAUGAUGCAAAUAUUUAUUAAGCCCGGGGGAGCCUUUAUCAAGAAGCCUAAGCUAGCGAAACCUAUGGAUAAGAUGAACCUCAGCAAAUCACCUACAAAAACUGAUCCUAAAAAUGAAGAAGAAGAAAAGCGGCGAAUUGAGGCUCGGCGAGAGAAGCAAAGACGUAGACGAGAAAAAAACAGUGAAAAAUAUGGAGAUGGAUACAGAAUGGCAUUCACAUGUUCAUUUUGUAAAUUUCGAACCUUUGAAGAAAAAGAUAUUGAACUGCAUCUGGAAAGUUCUUCUCACCAGGAAACAUUAGAUCAUAUUCAGAAACAAACCAAAUUUGAUAAAGUAGUUAUGGAGUUUUUACAUGAAUGUAUGGUGAAUAAAUUUAAAAAAGCAUCUAUUCGUAAGCAACAGACACUUAAUCACCCAGAAGCUUACAAAAUAAUUGAAAAAGAUAUUAUGGAAGGUGUUACUGCAGAUGAUCACAUGAUGAAAGUGGAGACUGUUCACUGUAGUGCUUGUAGCGUGUACAUCCCUGCUUUACACAGCUCAGUUCAGCUGCACCUAAAGUCUCCUGACCACAGCAAAGGGAAGCAGGCUUAUAAGGAACAGAUAAAGAGGGAAAGUGUGCUGACUGCCACAAGCAUCUUAAACAAUCCGAUCGUGAAGGCACGGUAUGAGCGCUUUGUUAAGGGAGAGAAUCCUUUUGAAAUUCAAGAUCACCCUCAGGAUCAGCAGAUAGAAGGAGAUGAAGAGGACGAAGAGAAGAUUGGUGAACCCAUCGAGGAAGAGGAAGAGGAGGAGGAGGAAGAGGAGGAGGAAGGGGAGGAAGCUGGAUCUGUGGAGGAAGAAGGGGAUGUGGAGGGAGAGGAGGGCACAGCAGAAGCCGCAGCAGCAGGGGAAGCUGACGCAGUGGGAGAGGCAGAGGGAGCAGGGGAGGCAGAGGAGGCGGAGGAGGAGGAGGAAGAGGAGGGAACCCAGGAGUUUGCUGCCCAGGCCUGUGCUACUGAGCAGUGCGAGCACAGGCAGAUGUAGGCGCCACACUUCACAGGGGCCUUACUGGCUGCUACCGUAGAGAAUGGAAGAUGCUGAGUAGCUUAUGAUAUGAGUUGACACCAUGUUGCAUGCAUUCCACAUAUUAAAGCUUGUUUUAUAUCAUUUCUAAAUGUUUGGCACUUGUUUAAUAAAAUGAAGUUAAGAUGAUUUCAGUUUAGUUUUUAUAGAUACCAAAUUUAGAUAUGAUAAAUUGUUUGUAUGGUUUUUAAGCUUAGUUUUUAUUACCUUAUUGGUGUUCAGGAUUCUAGGUGUGUGUUGCUCCUCUGCCCGUUGUAAUCAUUUGAACUUAAAAUGCUGCUCUUGGGAGUGAACCUUUAAGUGUGCAUUCAGUUUUUGAGUACUUACUCUAGAUUGAUUGGACAAGUAUUCUGUCCUGAUUUUAGUAUUUCUUUUUUUACAUUGAAUAGCAGUUAGCAUUAAGAUGGCUUAAAGGAUUUUGUGUACAGUUCCCUUUGUAGCAAUAAAAUGUUUUCUUUCUUUUUUUUAAAAAAGAACUUUUUCCUUUGAUUGCAAUUUAAACAUUUCAUCAAUUAAAUGAGUAUUUAAAAAUCAA